GAGAAGUGUAUAAAUCGGGAUUCUUUGCCAGCACGCCCUUCCAAAAUGCUUUAUGAACUAGUCGCCUUAACCCGUAUCUCUUCCCCUCUCCACUUGAACCAAGAGGCGAAACAGGUUGCCAACACCAUCGGGAAGUUGAUUAUCGAGAACAGAGGUGUGGUGCGAAAGGUGUACAGCUUGGGUGCCAAGCCGUUGCCUAGAAUCGUCAAGAAAGAAAACGAAAAGCACUUCCAGUCGUACAACUUUAUGAUGUUGUUUGACGCCUCCUCCAGUGCGUCUUCCGAAGUGGCCAGGGCCAUGAAGGCCGAUCCGAGAGUCAUCAGGGGGAACAUCAUCAAGGUCCAGAAGGAAAACGACUUCUUCACCAACCAGUUCUCCAUCGACAGAGUCGCGGACCCAUCCAAGAGAUACACCUAACCCCUUGCUUCUUCUGCUGGUCUGGCCAGCAACAGCUUUUGAAGCCUCACCAUCUGAGUACGGCCCUCAUGGCCGGUCCCAUAAGCCGAUAGUGCCCCUCGUCUCGUAUAUAGCUUCGCUUGCUUUUCUCCCUGUAUAGUUUAUGAUAAAUCUGAAAGUAGACGUGUAGCGGGAUAAAUUGGCCUUUGGAAGUUUGUAAACUAUACCCAGUAGAAAGUAGGGGAUCUAAGCGGUUUGUGGCAAUUUUAUCAAAAGCCCAGGUC
This is a messenger RNA of Babjeviella inositovora NRRL Y-12698, 680 nucleotides long. RefSeq names its product mitochondrial 37S ribosomal protein bS6m (gene MRP17). Gene Ontology annotation, molecular function: small ribosomal subunit rRNA binding; structural constituent of ribosome. Gene Ontology annotation, biological process: translation. The transcript has a single exon. The record is from RefSeq and is a predicted model, not a curated record. Lineage: Eukaryota; Fungi; Ascomycota; Pichiomycetes; Serinales. Bases 46 to 417 code for a protein of 123 amino acids. Gene Ontology annotation, cellular component: ribosome; mitochondrial small ribosomal subunit.